CAUUGUAUUUGCUGUUUGGCUAAUUAUUACACCUGUUUCAGAGUUUCAGGUGAAAGCAACUGAAGAGAAGGCAAGCAAAAGUUUUGUUUUGGUUCACUCUGUCAAGCCUCUUGGAAACUACAUUAUCUUUGGAAUAUUGCUGUGCAGAAAGGUUUACCAACAUGGUCACUCUGGGAAAGAGCCUAACAUGCUCAAGACUACAGUUAGCUGUGAUGUUUGUGGUAACAGUUUAUCUGAAUACAGAUAUCACAGUGGCUAUGCAGAUAACAUCCACAGGGUCUCAGACCAUUCAAAGAGCCCAGGGGGAGACAGUCAUGCUGGGGUGCACAUACACCCCUGCCCCCUCUGACACAGGAGAUCUGGACAUUGAGUGGUUGAGUGUCCAUCCAGACAUGACCCAGAAAGACCAGCUGGUCAUAUCUUAUACAGGAGGGCAGAAAUUGCAUUACGGGGACCCCAGCUUGUCUAAGAGGAUGGACUUCACAGGAGACCCCGCGUUGGGAGACGCAUCCGUCUCCAUCUCUGCAGUGAAAGCCUCAGACACAGCCACCUACCAGUGCAAAGUCAAGAAGGCGCCGGGUGUCGACAUGCGAAAAGUCACUCUGGUGGUGAUGGUCCCUCCAUCAGUGCCUAAGUGUUGGGUUGAAGGCGUUGAAGAGAAGGGAGCUGAUGUCUCCCUGCGAUGCAAGUUAUCCGUGGGAUCCACCCCCCUUAACUAUGUCUGGAUCAGAGAGAGUGGAGGGGCCAUCCCGCCUACAGCAACACAAAACUCUCAGACUGGAGAGUUGAUGAUAAGAAAUCACUCAGAGAGCUACAUGGGAAAUUAUCUGUGUGUGGUGUCGAAUCCUGUGGGCAAAGAGCAGUGUAAAUACACCCUGCACGCAUACAACCCUCCCAACAAAGCAGGGAUCAUAGCAGCUGCUGUGAUUGGUGCACUGCUACUGUUGCUCCUCCUCCUGCUCCUCAUAUGGCUUCUGAUCUGCUGCUGCCACAAACGUCGCUACGAGAAGGAGGUUGCACAUGAAAUAAGGGAGGAUGCCCCAGCCCCAGAGAGCCGACCUGCCAGCAGGAACUCCAGCUUCCGCUCGGUCCUAGGCUUCCGCUCCCCCCCUGGGGCAGUCUAUAGCUCAGUGACAAAAGGUCAGCCCAAGAGGACAGAGUCAGACAAUAGGAGCUUCUACACCAACAGUAGCAUAGGCAUGCCUGCCCCCAGCAAGCAGAAAGCCCCUCAUUUGCCACCUGUGCUGAAAUAUGACAGCAGUAAUGGUUACCCUGUGUAACAAUGUUUUGGGUUGGGGUAAGGAUAAGCAUGAAACCUCAUAAUUUUUAAUUAAUUAAUUUUUGUAAUUCUUGGAAGGCCAGCCUUCAGUAUAAACAGCUAUAUCACAUGCAGACCCGGCAUUACAGGAUAUGUAUAAUCUCAUUCCCAUGCUACUUCCACCCUGUACUUUGUGCAAUAGCCUAAAAACUCUUGGUGCAAUAGUGCAACGGAUAAUGUUUUAGUCACGUGAAGCUCAAUUGAGGAUUUUGCCAAUGAGAAUGAACGAGAUGAUAUUUAAAGUGUAUGUCAGAUGAAGUGGUGUAAAAAUACUUGAAAGUACUACUUAAGUUGUUUUUUGGGAUAUCUGUACUUCACUAUUUAUAUUUGACUACAUUCCUAAAGAAAAUAAUGUACUUCUUACUCCAUACAUAUUCUGACACCCAAAAAGUACUUGUUACAUUUUGAAUGCUUAGCAGGACAUAAAUUGUCUAAUUCACACUUAUCAAGAGAACGUCCCAGGUCAUCCCUACUGCCUCUGAUCUGGCGGACUCACUAAGCACAUGCUUCAUUGGUAAAUUAUAUCGUAGCGUUGGAGCGUCUCCCUGGCUAUCCGUUAAAAGUUUGCUUAAUAUAAGAAUUUAAAAAAUAAUUUAUACUUUUACUUUUGAUGCUUAAGUAUAUUUUAGCAAUUACAUUUACUUUUGGUACUUAAGCAAAUAUUUUUAGACUCAAGUAGCAUUUUACUGGGUGACUUUUACUUGAGUCAUUUUCUAUUAAGGUAUCUUUACUUUGGGUACUUUUUCCACCACUGGUCAGAUGUAUGUUUUUUAUUCUAUGCAUGACUUAUUUUGUCUAACAGACAAGUAACCAAAAUGUUUAAUCUUUUCUAUGAGUUUUCAAUGAAAAUAUAUAUUUUUUUAAUCAAGCACUUGAUUCUGAAUCAGUUGUAUCCUGUACAUUUGUGUCACCAAUCGAAAAAGCUAAUGACCCCACCCUCAAUACACCAGGCCAAUGAUUGUUAAUACGGAAUGACAUUGUGUGCCAGUCAUAUGUGAUUUAAGAUAUUGAUUUUGAUAUAAAACUUAACGACUGAUUUCAUACUGACUAGCCUCAGAAGGCAGACAGUUCAAAGAAUAAAAGCUUGAAGAAACUCUAUGAUCAAAUGAUUUUUUUCAAUCUUAGCACGGUGGAAUGUCUACAAUGAUUGAUUUGGAUGCAAGGAUCACUGGGUUUUUGCCUUUUUUUUGGUUUCCAUCAUAGUAUAAUAUUGAUCUGUCUAGACUCCUCAUUCCAGAUUCAAACCUGCCACAAAUAAUUAGGCAUGCUUUCGUUGUGGUCUUGCCAAGCAGAAUGCUUUAAGAGUCAACACCCAGAGCACCAACCCUGUACAGUGUUGAAUAAACACAGAACAUGAAGGUGAGCCAAACGCAGGUUGCCCCCUUUAUCACAUGUAAAUCGACCCUGUGGAACGGAUGUGUAGAUCUGUGGCCAUAGGAAGGAUAUUUGCAUGGGAACUGGACCCUGAGGUUUUGUUCAGUAUCUGUGGUUUUGUCAACAUGUCAUUCUGCAAUACAUCUGGUUCAGUAAUUCCACCGGAUAUACACAGAGCGAAUUGGCCAGUGUUACCUAGUGUUGAUUCAGGAGUUAAAUUAACACGGUGUAAAAUAACCCCAGUGUUGUGUGAUUGUGUCAGUUUUACUUUGUGGAUAGUAAAACAUUCCCAUCAAAACCAUGGCCAUCGUUAUCAGAUUUCCCAGCAUGCUCUACAGCAAAACAUUUUUUAGGAUUGUUUUUCAUAUCUGUGCUUUUGCAUGUACAUUGAUUGUGUAGCGUAAGACUAAUCCAUCAAAUAUAAAUAAAACAAUUCUAAACUA
Messenger RNA from Oncorhynchus mykiss (rainbow trout), 3135 nucleotides. RefSeq names its product coxsackievirus and adenovirus receptor homolog. NCBI's taxonomy places the organism in Eukaryota, Metazoa, Chordata, Actinopteri, Salmoniformes, Salmonidae. The record is from RefSeq and is a predicted model, not a curated record.